GUAUGCUCUGGCCAGGGCUUUGGGGAGAGGAUGGCUGAGUGGGAGAGGCGGCGGAGUUCCCCGUGGCCCUCCUUGCGAGAGGCUGGAAGAGCUCUUCUCUCCCUGGAGGGGGUCUCACCGCGUUCGGGGUGGGAGGUCAGCCGCAGGAUGUGGAAGGGACGGUGAGUGCUGUGAGCGCCCCGACACUGAGCGGGUGUGCAGAGCCUGGCUGCCGCCAAGUAUCUCAUCUUUACAGUGUGGAGCCCCCUGGAGCUAAAAUCAGGAUGUUCCGCUUCAUGAGGGAUGUGGAGCCUGAGGAUCCCAUGUUCCUGAUGGACCCCUUUGCUAUUCACCGUCAGCAUAUGAACCGGAUGUUGUCAGGUGGCUUUGGAUACAGCCCCUUCCUCAGCAUUACGGAUGGCAACAUGCCAGGGACCAGGCCUGCCAGCCGCAGGAUGCAGGCUGGGGCCGUCUCUCCCUUUGGGAUGCUGGGAAUGUCGGGUGGCUUCAUGGACAUGUUUGGGAUGAUGAACGACAUGAUCGGAAACAUGGAACACAUGACUGCUGGAGGCAACUGCCAGACCUUCUCAUCCUCCACAGUCAUCUCCUACUCCAAUACGGGUGACGGUGCCCCCAAGGUCUACCAGGAGACGUCAGAGAUGCGCUCGGCACCAGGCGGGAUCCGGGAGACUCGGAGGACUGUGCGGGACUCGGACAGUGGACUAGAGCAGAUGUCCAUUGGACAUCACAUCCGAGAUCGGGCUCACAUCCUCCAGCGCUCCCGAAACCACCGCACAGGGGACCAGGAAGAGCGGCAGGACUACAUCAACCUGGAUGAAAGUUGUCCACAGGCGGUGUCUGGUCUCUGUCUUCUUCAGGUGAGGCCGCAGCAUUUGAUGAUGAAUGGCGGAGAGAGACCUCCCGAUUCCGGCAGCAGCGCCCUCUGGAAUUUCGAAGGCAUGAAGCUUCAGGGGGUGGAGGCCGAAGGACCGAGGGGCCUCCCCGCCUGGCCAUACAAGCACCUGAGGACUCCCCCUCCCGACAGUCCCGCCGCUAUGACUGGUGAGGGCCCUGGGCCCUCAGCCUCUCUUGUACAGGCUGAGAGGCUGACAAAUCAUCCCCCGAUAUAACUUUUUCCUCUCCAACUCCCACUCCCACUUUAAUAUUAAAUUAACAGGCAAGCUGGCCCCCACUCUCCCUGGAGUCUCAGGGAGAACCUUUCACUGCCCCCUUUAUCUACAUUUUCCUUCUUUAAUUCCCUUCCCAGUGACUCCACAUCUCCUGUAUCCACUAACUUGAUUUUUCAUUUUGCUGCUCCAUCUUUGAACCUCCUCACCUUCCCCAUUCUACCCCUGCCAUACAUUGAAGGCUUUUGUGGGGAGCUCUGGGUUUAGGGGCCUCCUCCCUCCCUCAGCUACCUUGGACCUUUGCCCACCUCCUUCUCAGAUCCCCUGCUGCAGGGGUCAUAGCCCUCAUUCAGGGGGCUAUGUGGAGAGAGAGGACUGGUUCUCACCCCCUUCUCCCUUCCCAUCUCCUACACAUCACAAAAAUCUUCCCUGUGUCCUCUACCUUUAUUUUUUGUUUGUGCAACUUGUAACUAGGUGUUUAAGGAAUAAAGGAGAAUGGGGAAAAAAACCAA
Myotis lucifugus (little brown bat) is the source of this 1618-nucleotide messenger RNA. RefSeq names its product myeloid leukemia factor 2 (gene MLF2). Lineage: Eukaryota; Metazoa; Chordata; Mammalia; Chiroptera; Vespertilionidae. The record is from RefSeq and is a predicted model, not a curated record. The transcript is spliced from 8 exons. Gene Ontology annotation, biological process: regulation of DNA-templated transcription. Gene Ontology annotation, cellular component: nucleus; cytoplasm. Bases 264 to 1109 code for a protein of 281 amino acids.